AUGGCUAAGGCCAUUGCAGAGGUACUCCCAAAUACAACUCAUCGGUUGUGCUUAUGGCAUAUUCUACAAAAGUUUCCCGAACACUUGGCCCAUGUAAAUAACAUGUUUCCGGACUUUCAGAAAGAUUUUCGUCAUUGCAUCCAUGAGACAAUUACCACUAAUGAAUUCGAAGAGGAAUGGGCUUCGAUAUUAGUGAAGUAUGAAUUAGGAGAAAAUAAUUGGUUGAAAAAUCUCUACAUCCGACUAGAUAAGUGGGUUCCGGCCUAUUUGCAUUCAACAUUUUGUGCCGGUAUGUCAACGACUCAAAUGAGUGAAAGCAUGAACAAAUUCUUUAAAGACUAUGUUCGUUCAAGUACUAUGAUUAGUGACUUUGUUCAUCAGUAUGAAAAAACUCUAGAUGCACGUUACUUUAAAGAGAAAGAGAAGGAUGUGCGGACGAAAUCUACUCGUGCGAUUUUGAAGACACCUCUUAAAAUUGAAGAGGAGGCAGCAAAAGUUUAUACAAGAAAGUCUUUUAUAAUCUUUUAG
Juglans regia (Persian walnut) is the source of this 528-nucleotide messenger RNA. Its product is annotated as protein FAR1-RELATED SEQUENCE 5-like. Lineage: Eukaryota; Viridiplantae; Streptophyta; Magnoliopsida; Fagales; Juglandaceae. The record is from RefSeq and is a predicted model, not a curated record. Bases 1 to 528 code for a protein of 175 amino acids. Gene Ontology annotation, biological process: regulation of DNA-templated transcription. The transcript has a single exon.